Sinocyclocheilus grahami is the source of this 876-nucleotide messenger RNA. RefSeq names its product testis expressed 261 (gene tex261). Gene Ontology annotation, molecular function: COPII receptor activity. Bases 129 to 719 code for a protein of 196 amino acids. NCBI's taxonomy places the organism in Eukaryota, Metazoa, Chordata, Actinopteri, Cypriniformes, Cyprinidae. Gene Ontology annotation, cellular component: endoplasmic reticulum membrane; COPII-coated ER to Golgi transport vesicle; Golgi membrane. The record is from RefSeq and is a predicted model, not a curated record. Gene Ontology annotation, biological process: endoplasmic reticulum to Golgi vesicle-mediated transport. The transcript is spliced from 6 exons.
UGCGAGCUACGGCUGAGGAAGCCGCAGAAGAAACUUUGACCGCUUCAGUUGUUAGCCUAGCAGCGGAGACACACAUCUCCUUUAUUGUUUACCAGUCCCGUAUUUAUUCGACUAGCCCUUUUAAAAAGAUGUGGUUUAUUUAUUUACUCAGCUGGUUGUCGCUGGUGGUGCAGAUAUGUUUCGUUACUCUCGCUAUCGCUGCAGGCCUGUAUUACCUGGCAGAGUUAAUCGAGGAGUACACAGUCGCCACCAGUCGCAUUAUAAAAUAUAUGAUUAUGUUCUCCACAGCGGUGCUGGUGGGACUCUAUCUGUUUGAGGGCUUCCCCACGCUCAUGAUCGGAGUGGGUCUCUUCACCAACCUUGUUUACUUCGGUCUGCUUCAGACGUUUCCAUAUAUCAUGCUGACCUCGCCAAACUUCAUCCUGUCAUGUGCACUGGUUGUGUUCAACCACUAUAUGGCCUUCCAGUAUUUUGCGGAGGAGUACUAUCCUUUCUCUGAGGUUCUAGCGUACUUCACUGUAUGUCUGUGGGUGAUUCCAUUCUCAUUUUUCGUUUCUCUCUCUGCUGGGGAAAAUGUUCUUCCAUCCACUGUGCAGCAGGGAGACGAUGUGGUGUCAAAUUACUUCACUAAAGGCAAGCGGGGCAAGCGCUCGGGCAUCCUGCUCAUCUUCUCUUUCCUGAAGGAGGCCGUUUUGCCAAGCCGACAGAAGAUGUACUGAUGAAGCGGUUCAUAUGCGCAUUGGAUGGAGGGGUUUGGGAGGGUUUGUUCAGGCCACCGGCCCCUUUAAGUGGACAGCUUGUUUUUGUGGGAGAAUCGAUGAUCAUGAGAUUGAAUCUGUAGCCGAGGGAGAGGACCAGAUCAGAACAAACGCACAU